Molecule: messenger RNA, 1234 nt
Organism: Vicia villosa (hairy vetch)
Lineage: Eukaryota; Viridiplantae; Streptophyta; Magnoliopsida; Fabales; Fabaceae
Product: probable WRKY transcription factor 17
Exons: 3
Coding region: 96-1055 (319 amino acids)
Biological process (GO): regulation of DNA-templated transcription
Molecular function (GO): sequence-specific DNA binding; DNA-binding transcription factor activity
Source: RefSeq, a predicted model, not a curated record
AACCAAUCUAACCAUUCUCAGUUUUCUCUCUAAUUUUUCUCCUUCCAUUUCAUUUUGAUUUCUAACCCUAACUUUUCUCCAUAUAGAAAAAAAAAAUGGAGUUUGAAUUGAUGGAAUUCCCAAACAAAGAUGAAAAGAAAGCAAUUCUAGAAACCGCUUCAGAUAGCAUAAACUCACUCAACAACUUCGUCGAUUUUCUCUCUCAUAAACCUUCUCAUCUAAACUCCGAUCUCACAAACACCACCGUAACAAACUUCAAAAAACUCUCCAACUUACUCAACCGUACCGGCCGCGCCCGCUUCCGUCGUGCACCCCUCCCUCAACCACCACAAAACCUCACUCCAACUCCCACUCCCACUCCCUCCACCUCCACACCACCACUUCAAGUUCAACCUCCUCAACCUCCCCAGAACCAUUCUUUAACUCUCGAUUUCACUAAACCGAACGUUUUCCGAUCUAACCCUAAAUCCUUAGAUCUAGAAUUCCAUAAAGAAGCCUUCAGUGUUUCCUCUAACUCCUCAUUCUUGUCCUCCGCUAUCACCGGUGACAUCACCGGCGACGGCAGUGUUUCUAACGGUAAACAAGGUUCAUCUCUCUUCCUCAACACCAUCUCCGCCGCAAAACCUCCUCUUUCAUCUACAUCAUUGAAGAACAAUUGCCACCACGAGCACUCCGAUAACGUCUCCGGCAAACGCUCCGGUUCUAAUAAGUGCCACUGCAUCAAGAAAAGGAAAAAUCGGAUGAAGAGAACGGUGAGGGUACCGGCGGUGAGUUCGAGGAUAGCGGAUAUACCGGCGGAUGAAUAUUCGUGGAGGAAGUAUGGUCAGAAGCCGAUAAAGGGAUCAGCGUAUCCAAGGGGGUAUUAUAGAUGCAGUACAGUGAAAGAGUGUCCAGCGAGGAAAAAGGUGGAGAGGGCGAUGGAUGAUCCAACGAUGCUGAUUGUAACGUAUGAGGAGGAGCAUCGGCAUGAGAUUCAUACUGCGAUGCAGGAGAAUAUUUCCGGUUCCGGGAGCAUGGGUUUGGUGGUGUUUGAGUCAACGUUAGGUGGGAAUUAGAAAUGGAAUAUUGGAUUUUUUUAGUAGGAACAAUUAGAAACUUAAAUGGGAAUCAGGGUUGCAAUGUAAAUUUUGUCUGACUAAAUCAUAUUAUUACUAUUUAUUUUUUUUGAAAAAUAUUAGUACUAUUGCUAGCACUUUAGCACGUGAAAUGCUAGUUUGGAAUUAUCUAUUUUUAA